AUGUUUUACAGUCACGAAGUCUUGACAAACCGCAAGUAUGGCGUGGCGACAGUGUGGCUUGUUGCGACGCUUGGCUCCAAGUCCAGCUUGAAAAGGAUCACGCGCAAGCAGAUGCUCGAUGUCAAUGUAGCAAAAGCCUGUAAGACCAUCAUCGACCCUGUGGCACCCAUGGCGCUGCGUCUGCAGGGAAGUUUGUUGUACGGAGUAUCUCGUGUGUAUCUGCAGCAGUGCGGUUAUGUUCUUUCAGACGCGCAGACGGCACACAACACCAUGACGCUCAUGCUGCGUACGGUAAAGAACUACGCCCUUGAUCCAGAAGCUGGCAGGGCCAGGCCUGAGCAGCUCGUCCUCCAAGAUGAUCCAUCAUUCCUCCCCGAGUUCGCCUUCCCUCCAGCAGAGCUUCUGGCAGACCUCAAUAUCGGCUUUAACCUCGAAUUCCCACGCUCUGGCGAGUCCCAGUCACUGACGCCGUUUGGCUCCCGGCAGUCCUCGCAAUCUUCACACGUCGCAGGCUUCGGUCUCGUCCUUCCGAGCUCUUCACCGAACCGACCAGGCCAUUACAGACUUGAGAAUGACGACGGCAGGCCGAAUGUUGACGACAUACUGCAGCUUGAUGAGCCAGACUUCACGUUUGGGGAAGAUGGCAACAUAAUUCAGUUCACUCCCAGUCAGCCUGCGCUAGCAACGCCUGCAGUCGCAGGAGCAACCAUGCACAGCGAUGCCGGAGCCAGUGCAAGAGUGAGAUGGGAGCAUGAGGAAGGACAGCAGGCUGGCGAUCAAGUCCUCGUUGGCGACCAAGUGGACGUUGAUUUCCCCAUCUACGGCGAUGACUUGCCAGAUGUCGAAGCCACUUCUUCAGCUGUGGCUCAACAUCAGGAAGUCGUAGAGUCCUCUUCAUCAGUAGCCGCACCCAUGCACCGGAAGAAACGCGCCGCCCCGACCCUGCCACAGGACAGGAGAAUGGAGCUACGCAAUGCGGAAAUCUUGAGCUGGAACUCCAACUACCUCAGCAACAUGAAGGAGGCAGCCCGUUCGAAGGUACAACAUCGCAUUCUCCAACAGGCGAAGAAGAAUGCUGAGCACUACGUCUGGGGUGCAGGCAUCGGUGGUCUUGGGCGGGAUGAGUUCGGUGCUCAAGGCCCUCUGGGUCGCUUUAUGGGAGACAAUCUCUUCGAGCUGUUCACUGGAAUGAGCAGGAACCCAAAGCUCACGCCGAAACGUGACCGCGACAGUGGCAUCGACGAAGCUACACAGCAAGAGGCACAUCGUAAGCGACAGAAGAUCGCUGAACCUGAGGAGAUAGGUCGAGCUCAAGACGACGAAGGCUUCUUUAUGCUCGGUGGUGACGAAGAUGUGGAGCUUCCCCGUGAGGCAGCCUCUGCGCUCGACGACGAGCAGAUUUUCUCUGCGAUGCCGUGGAAUAUCAGCGCCUCCAAGCGUGGCUCCUCUGCUAUUCCGCUCAGCGCACGCGUCACGAUGAUGAGCGAGCAGGGCCGACAGGGCAGCCGUGCCGGCAGCCGCAUGGUGUCUGCAUCUCCACUGCUCCGCCGCAGCACUGGUCAGCCUAGCGAUUUCGAAGCUUUGCAGAGCCUCGACAGUGACGCCCUGGGUGGAGACGACUUUGCAUUCGCAGCUCCAACAUCGGACCCCGCUGAGGUAGAGGGUACCACGCAGCCUUCAGCGCGUGUACGCGAAGCGCUGUCCGCUGAGGGCGAGAAUUUCUUCACAUUCGUCGCUGACGCCAUCACGGAGAAGCGCGACCGUGUGCAUGACGGUAUCGAAACCAUCACAUUCGAGCAGCUACUUCCACCACCAGAGACGGGCAAGAUGAUCGCCUGCCAGGGCUUCCUGAUGCUUUUGUUUCUCGGCACGAAGGGCAUGCUCGACGUCCAGCAGUCCGCCGCAUUCGGAGACAUCACACUGAGCAUCUCCGAGCAGGCGAACACGCUGCAGACCUUUGGAGUUGAGGGUGACGGGCCGGCAGACGAGGUGGUGGAUCAAGAAGGAGGCGCUGGUGAGGACCAGUCCUCCGUGACAGAGGCUGGAGACGGAGAUGCAUUGCCCGAGCCAGACGACAGCCACUUCCAGGAGCAGAUGGCUGGAGGCCACUCUGUUGCCGGCAAUGACCAUGCCCACGAUUCUCUUUACGACGAGCUCUGA
Ascochyta rabiei is the source of this 2160-nucleotide messenger RNA. RefSeq names its product R8 protein. The transcript is spliced from 6 exons. Gene Ontology annotation, molecular function: chromatin binding; protein binding. The coding region runs from base 1 to 2160 and encodes 719 amino acids. Lineage: Eukaryota; Fungi; Ascomycota; Dothideomycetes; Pleosporales; Didymellaceae. Gene Ontology annotation, cellular component: cohesin complex; synaptonemal complex. Gene Ontology annotation, biological process: replication-born double-strand break repair via sister chromatid exchange; mitotic sister chromatid cohesion; synaptonemal complex assembly. The record is from RefSeq and is a predicted model, not a curated record.